AUUUCUUCGCUUGCUGUUAUGCGUUUGAAGGAGUUUAUAGAAAUUCAGAGGAAUGGAAAUGUUUGUAAACUUUGUAACGAGACUUUUACGGGAGAAAAUGCUACCCCUUCUUCGUGUCAGCAUGCAUUUCACGUAGAAUGUCUUAAAACUUGGACUAAGGAGCAUACAAAUGGUGGCAGUUGUAAAUGCCCCUUAGUUAAUUGUAGUGAAGCUUACACUGCAAUAUUUAUUCGUUCCACACCCGGUGGAACUAUGAAAGAGGCUAUUUCUCUCGCUGUAGAUAAUCAAUGUCCUGUAUGCUUUGAAGAUAUGAAGCCCCCAAUUGCUACUCCGGAGUGUUGUAAUCAUUGUUUUUGCCUCACCUGUCUUUCGGAUUGGUGCAAGGUUCAGCAUGCCUGUCCUCUUGAUCGUAAAACUUUUGAACUUAUGCUUCUACAUGACUAUAUAGGUGGUCCAGUCGUAGAUAGGCGAGUACCACCACCUAUAGAAGCACCAAUUGAACCGGUUGUUGAAGAUAACACCUACUGCGAAGUAUGCCAUUCACCUGAUGAUGAGGCUAACCUUCUACUCUGCGAUAAUUGUGAUAAGGGAUAUCACACCUACUGUCUCUCCAAUCCUCUUUCUGAAAUUCCAGAGGGGGAUUGGUUUUGUCCCGAAUGCGAACCCUUGGUGCGUGACGCAGAAGCAGAACAAAAUGAAAUUGAACAAAUAGGUUACAGACUGGGUGGUCUCGAUAGUGAUUCCGCAGAAGAAUCAGAGGGUCUUGAACAUUCCGACAAUGAUAGCGAUGAUAGGGAGAAUUUGCCCUUUAUGGAAAGCUUUACAAUCCGCACUCAGGAACGGCUGGUAAGACAAGCCAUGUCUCGGCAUCGUGGAGCUGGUCUACUGAGAGAUCUCAUUGAAAAUUUGGAGAAUAGAGCUAGGAAUGAGCAGAGGCAGAGACGUACUCGUUCUAGACGAAAUCAACAGAGGCGACGACGUGUUAGAGUUGAUGAUUCAAUUGAUGAGUUUUUAAAUCCUCCUCAACCAGAACGACAAAAUGAACCAACUACAAGUAAUGGAAGAGGGGGUCUGAGGAGGAAACGUAGACGAAUUUUAGGCUACGAUUCCUCAGAUUCCGAGGUUGAAGAUGAUGAGAGAGCAGGGCCUUCAAACAGUCAAAGCCCUGAUCACAAUAUCAUCACUCCUCGUUCAACGCCUCCCCGAAAACGUCUCAGGAUUCUCGACGACACUGCUGACUCCCUCCCUUCUCCUAUUAGGCCUCAACGAAAUCUACACCGGACUCAUGAUACAAGUGAGGUUCCUUCACAACGCCUUGCCAUCUCCACCCCUUCUCACUCAGACGGUGAAGAAGCAUCUAUCGGAACGGAGGAUAAGGACGAAUCUUCUACCUAUCGUCCUAUUGACAAUAGCUCCCGUGACAUCUUUGCCUCAUUUUCCACUGACCAAAAUCUUAGUGGCAUUGCCGAGGAGAUCCAUAGUAUUGCCUCGCGACGAAGGCGAAUCUCCACUAAAUCGCGGCAAACGCGUAAGCGAAAGACAAAGAGGCGAAGACGACGCACAACUCGCAAGUCCACAGGUAAUGUUGCAAACGCCAGUGGGCUGGUCAAACGUGCUCAGCGGACCCUUAGAAAGAGUACUACAAGAAGAAGGAGAAGGACGACUACUGGUACUAGAAGGAGUACUAAAAGGACUCGACUGAAUUCUUCUCAUAGACGCAUUCAGGAAUCUAUGUCUAGUGCAUUGCAGUCUUCGCCUAUUUCAACGCGAACACGAAGGAGUGAUAGCAAAGUAACCAUUUCCUCAAAACUUUCAAUUUUUGGAACAGACCCUACUUGCGGCCUUGUUGCCGACCUCGAAAACAACGAAGGGAAUAAAAAGCGAACUGCUCCUUCUACCUCGAAAUCUCCUCAAAGUGUACAUACUCCUUCAUCCUCCGAGGGUUAUUUGAGCAGACUACUGGCUCAGCAGGAUGCUCUUCAUCGAUUCAAUUCAUUUAACAUGCGGAUUAAUCCUGAUAAUUCCGUUUCACCCCCUCCUAUUAAGUUACCCCCAAAAGUGUCCAUAACCAAACCCAUUGACGCUCCUGAGUCGAAACCAAAGCCUGACCCUUCUAAAUCACAUUCCACUGUUGAAAAUGGUGUCAAGCAUUCAGAAGUGUCUACACAUUCAAAGAAAUCGGCAGCAGCCAUCUCAGACAGCCAGGCGAGUUCUUCUAAAUCACAGAUUUUUCCUAAUUGUAACAGGAAGAUGGAAGAGAAGUCGCUAGGGGAAUCGAACCCAGGUCCUUCCACUACUUCAAAUGGUAUUCGGAGGUCGGAAGAAUUGCCAAGUGCAACACACCAACAUUCAAUUUCAACCAGACAGUCAACAUGGACUUCAGAAUCGAUUGAUCGAGUCCGAAAACUCAUCUUCGAUUAUCUUCGAACAGAUCAUCCCUCUUUAACGGACGAAGAAAUUCGAAAGGAGCUUGCAAAACGAGCGAUUACAAAGGUAAUUCGAAGGACUCCAGAGAAAGUAACAGACGCGCGGAUAAGGACGUUAAUUGACCAAUAUGUGCAAUUCUUUCGAAUAAAUCCCUUACAGCAUUAG
Molecule: messenger RNA, 2592 nt
Organism: Rodentolepis nana
Lineage: Eukaryota; Metazoa; Platyhelminthes; Cestoda; Cyclophyllidea; Hymenolepididae
Source: the annotation of a GenBank genome assembly